Messenger RNA from Closterium sp. Naga37s-1, 639 nucleotides. The record is from the annotation of a GenBank genome assembly. NCBI's taxonomy places the organism in Eukaryota, Viridiplantae, Streptophyta, Zygnematophyceae, Desmidiales, Closteriaceae.
AUGGUCCCUGUACAGUCUUUCACAAGUGGGCUGCUGGGCACAGGUGGGGCUGCUGGUCACAGGUGGGGCUGCUGGUCACAGGUGGGGCUGCUGGUCACAGGUGGGGCUGCUGGUCACAGGUGGGGCUGCUGGUCACAGGUGGGGCUGCUGGUCACAGGUGGGGUUGCUGGUGCUGGUGCUGGCGGCUGGCGCUGGUGCUGGUUCCUGGUGCUGGCGGCUGGCGCUGGGGCUGGUUCCUGGUGCUGGCGGCUGGCGCUGGGGCUGGUUCCUGGUGCUGGCGGCUGGCGCUGGGGCUGGUUCCUUGUGCUGGCGGCUGGCGCUGGGGCUGGUUCCUGGUGCUGGCGGCUGGCGCUGGUGCUGGUUCCUGGUGCUGGCGGCUGGCGCUGGGGCUGGUUCCUGGUGCUGGCGGCUAGCGCUGGGGCUGGUUCCUGGUGCUGGCGGCUGGCGCUGGGGCUGGUUCCUGGUGCUGGCGGCUGGCGCUGGGGCUGGUGCCUGGUGCUGGCGGCUGGUGCUGCGACCGCCGGUGCGACAGGCGAGGUGCAGGGUGGCGCUGGCUGCAGUCGAUGGCGCAAACGCGAUCGCGGGCCGCUGGCGACUUCGCUGGCGACUUCGCUGGCGGGUCGCUGGCGGUCGCCAUAG